This is a messenger RNA of Camellia sinensis, 782 nucleotides long. The record is from RefSeq and is a predicted model, not a curated record. Lineage: Eukaryota; Viridiplantae; Streptophyta; Magnoliopsida; Ericales; Theaceae.
UAGAGGAGCAUAAGAGGGGGUAGCUACAUAUGUAUAUCCAGAGACCCAAUUUGAGAAAUCUUCACAGGUGUGGCUGGAUUGUUGUUUCUAGUGGUGAUAUGAACCCUGGAGUUGUUGGUAGAAGAGAUGCCCAGGGAGUUUCUACAACAAUCCAGGCACGGUUAUUUACUAGAGUUAAUAGAGAGUGCCAGCAAGAGCGAGUGAGAGUGAGAUUGCGUGGGUUCAGUAAGAUGGAGGUCGGUGGGUCUGAUUCUGAUGGCCGAGAAUUCAAGAAUGCAGAGGACAUGUGGAGGGAAGAGGUAGGAGACCUCCAUAAGAAGUCUGAAUGGUACAGUAAAGGCGUUGGUUAUUGGGAAAGUGUGGAGGCAUCUGUGGAUGGUGUGUUAGGUGGAUAUGGGCAUGUCAACGAGCCAGAUAUCAAAUCUAGUGAGGCAUUUCUCAAUACCCUUUUGUCUGAUCGAUUCCCAGAUGGUGGAAGAAACCGGCAUCUUGUUGCGCUAGAUUGUGGCGCUGGCAUUGGGAGGGUCACCAAGAAUCUACUGAUAAGAUACUUUAAUGAGGUCGAUCUUCUUGAGCCUGUAUCACAUUUCCUGGAGGCUGCCCGUGAGAAUUUGUCUCUUGAAAACCUCACGGUUUUAGACUCCCACAAGGCCUCCAAUUUUUACUGUGUCCCUCUUCAGGAAUUCACUCCAGAGGCUGGAAGGUAUGAUGUUAUAUGGGUUCAAUGGUGUAUUGGGCAUCUUGCAGAUGAUGAUUUUGUAUCAUUCUUUAAGAGAGCAAAG